This is a messenger RNA of Dicentrarchus labrax (European seabass), 1720 nucleotides long. RefSeq names its product intraflagellar transport 57 homolog (Chlamydomonas) (gene ift57). The record is from RefSeq and is a predicted model, not a curated record. Gene Ontology annotation, cellular component: intraciliary transport particle B; Golgi apparatus; centrosome. The transcript is spliced from 11 exons. Bases 362 to 1609 code for a protein of 415 amino acids. NCBI's taxonomy places the organism in Eukaryota, Metazoa, Chordata, Actinopteri, Moronidae. Gene Ontology annotation, biological process: intraciliary transport; non-motile cilium assembly.
ACCGGAAGACUUUUAUUCUGAAGGUCGUAGCCGCUGUUGGGACUUUAGCUCACAGAGCUAACGGCGCUAACAGCUACUCCCGUUAGGUGAGUCAAAGUGCUGCAAACUCCACAGUCAUGUCGCGUUUAAAGUCUCUAACCUGUAGACAACAACUGGACUGGUGAAUAAUCACACUUUGAUAAAGUACGAGAGAGAAAUGGAAGUCUGAGAGGAGACCUCGCUGUCAGCUAACGUUAGCCACCUAGCGUUAGCGCUCGGUUGCCAGACAACGGAGGAGAAGCCAAACAGCCAGUGCUCGCAGCUAGCAGGCGGUUAGCCACAUUAAAGCUAAAGGACCGGUCGGUGAAGAGGUCGUUGACCGAUGGCGGAGGACGGCCGGCGGGGAGAGGAGGACGAGCGCGGCCCCGGAGCAGCUCACCAGGUGUUCGUGGUGAUGGAGGGUCUGCUGGAGAAACUGAAGGUGUUGAACUACGAGGAGGAAGUUCUGUCCAAACACAACAUGAAGCACCUGUCCAGACAUUACUUUGUGUCCAGUCCGUAUCUGGCGUUCAACCCGGGCGAGCAGUUCUACAUGUUCACCAUCAUCGCGGCGUGGCUCAUCAACACGGCGGGGAGGCCGUUCACGGAGCCUCAGGAGUACGACGAACCCAACGCCACCGUGUCCAACGUCCUGGCCGAGCUCCGGGCCUUCGGUGUUAAAGUCGACUUCCCGCCCUCCAAACUGAAGUCCGGUUCGGGCGAACACGUCUGCUUCGUGUUGGACCGACUGGCUGAAGAGGCUCUGAGGAGGAGGGGCUUCUCCUUCAGAAGACCAAAUUAUCCAACAGAAACCGCAGAAGAAGAGUCCGUGAUAGAGGACGACGCAGAGCUCACCCUCAGCAAAGUAGAGGAGGAGAUGAUCGAGGAGCCUGAUGAUGAGGAGGAGAACGUGAUGGACCUGGAGGCUCUGAAGUUACGAACCACUCACACUGAAGCAGAACCGUCCUCCAAACCAGACGAGAUUCUGGAGUCAACGGUUGAUGCAGCCGAGUGGAACCUGGAGGUGGAGAGAGUCCUGCCACAACUCAAAGUCACCAUCAGGACAGACAACAAGGACUGGAGGAUCCACGUGGACCAGAUGCAUCAACACAGAGACGGGAUCAAGUCGUCGCUCAAAGAGGCCAAGAGCUACCUGGACAAACUGCAGGAGGACAUCGGUAAGACUCUUGAGAAGGUGAGCAGCAGAGAGAAAUACAUCAACAACCAGCUGGAGCAUCUGAUCCAGGAGUACCGCAGCGCUCAGGCCAAACUCAGCGAGGCAAAGGAGCGCUACCAGCAGGCCAGUGGAGGAGUGACUGAGAGGACCAGAGUCUUGGCAGUGAUCAGUGAGGAGCUGGAGAAGGUGAAGCAGGAGAUGGAGGAGAAAGGCAGCAGCAUGUCUGAUGGAGCUCCGGUGGUGAAGAUCAAGCAGAGUUUGACCAAAUUGAAGCAGGAGAUCGUUCAGAUGGACGUGAGGAUCGGUGUAGUCGAGCACACGCUGCUGCAGGCCAAACUCAAAGAGAAGUCCAACAUGACGCGGGACAUGCAUGCCACUAAUAUCCCUGAGACUGCCGCCGGGCCCUUUGCUUAGGUUUUACCACAACGCCGGGCUUGAGCAGUUCAUCGAUUUGACUCUUUGUCCUUAUUUUUGUAUCAUUUUGUGUAUAUGAAUAUGAAAUAAAUGUUGUUGUACAAAAUGUCA